Maniola jurtina (meadow brown) is the source of this 7521-nucleotide messenger RNA. RefSeq lists its product as uncharacterized. The record is from RefSeq and is a predicted model, not a curated record. The transcript is spliced from 3 exons. NCBI's taxonomy places the organism in Eukaryota, Metazoa, Arthropoda, Insecta, Lepidoptera, Nymphalidae. The coding region runs from base 215 to 5548 and encodes 1777 amino acids.
ACGACGCUCGCACGCGGCACAGCACCAAACAGCACCAACCGCACCAAACCGCACCAAACUGACACUAAACAGACAUUUCUCCAUGAAGUGAUGAACCAUUUUUGUUAAAUGGAAAAUGUGAUUCAGUCAUAUGCGCUGAUUUUGUUUUAUUUUCCCGGAUUUUUUUGAGUGAAAAUUUUUGGAGUGGAUCCGUGGUGGUUCAGUGAUUUGAAAGAUGGCGUUGAAGGUGCUAGUUUUACUGGUUCUUGUGGCUGUUUCCUCCGCAGAGAGACCACAAUCAAGAUGGUCUCGUCAAAUCAGCUCAUACACAUCUGACAUAAGCGACUGGGUUCCUUUAUCGGGGCCAAUUGAGAGAGAGGUUCCUCAAAUUAGACGACAAGCAGUAGCAGAACCAAGAAUACUAUCAGAGCCUUUUCCGGGAUUCGUAAAACCGACUGGGUUCAGUCAAGAUGCAUUCCCCUCGAGGGGAUUUUAUAAUUCUCCGUCGAACCGGCAGCUGUACCUUCAAUCGGUGCCUUCUGCCCCCCAGAACUAUAUAACGGAACAAGGAUUCAAUCAAGGGUUAAGAUUCGGUUUGGCGCAACCAAAUUUUCCGCUCAGUCAAGGCUUCGUCGCACCGCAGUACAGUUUUGACAAUAUACCACAAACAAAACCUAGACCUCAAAUCCAUUCGAAUCAUUUUAAAUUUGAAAACGCCCCGCCUAACCCAAGUCCACCUAUACAAAACCCAGUGAAGCCUUUUGUAAGUCAAGCGGUUAAAAAUAACCAUGAAACGCCUAAAUUCAUCGAUGGAUAUCGCGCAGAAAACAAUAGUAGUUUGAUAUAUGCUAAGAAACCACAAUCUUUACAAAAAAUAAAGUUUGAACUGGCCGAUAAGUCUAAGGAGGUGUUUGGCGCUCCCAAGCCGAAAGUGGAAAGGGAAGAGGUGCAAUUAUUGUAUAUGCCUUUGGAAUCGUUAAAUAGAGGACAAUUCAAUUUCAGAAGUCCGUUAACAUCGGCGCAGCUCGUAAAUACGGAACUUUACAAUCAGAGACAGAAUCCUCUGAUUCAAAAUCUCGCAGCCGAACUUCAGUCAGCGAUAGCUCAACCGAUGGAUGCAUUCAACUCCCAAGAGUUCUUAACAAACUAUAAUGGUCGAUUCCGUGAAGUAGAUCACAGUCCGAGGUUCUCAACUACAACGACGCCCUUUUCUCCAACAGCACCGACAACGACAGCUAAACCAAAAAAGUUAAAGCCACAUCAACCUCCCUUGGCAAUUUUCUCAACGCAUGAUGCGGAAAACAAUGACCAAGUAAAAGUUGGCGACGUACUGCAAUCUUUGAAAAAUGCCAACACUGUAGCAGUACUGGAUUCAGUUAAUCCUUUGAAUGCACCAAAAGUGUUUAUCGGUCCUUCAUCUUUGUCUCCACCAGAAAAUUAUGUGAAAUUUGAGCUACCAUAUUUGUCCAACAUUGAAAAUAUAGAUAAAAAGUUGAGACAGUUACCGUUCUUUGUAGCGCCCCUGAGCUAUAACACUCCUCAAGGCUUUGCGAAGAUUCCUUUCCCAUCUCCGCACGUUGGAUCAGUCGUUAUAAACUCGCUAAUUAGAGACUCUUCAUCGGCAAUAAAACCAUCUGUCGCCGAUACUUAUUCGAACCUCUACUCGAGACCACAGUACAGACAAGAACAAAAACCAGUCACUCAGAAGCCAGUCAUAAGUUAUUAUACUACUUCCUCUCCGAAAGUAAAUUCUCCUAACUACGAACAAAAUUACUAUUCAAUAGAACCACAGGCAGUUAGUACAUUACGACCACUGAAAGAAACGGAAUCAAAUGUUCCCAUUACUCAAUCGACGCCACCACCGUAUAAAACCAGUUCCUAUUUCUUGAGCAAUCUGGGAAAUCAAUAUAACCCGUCGCAAUUUGUUAACUUCCCACAAGAAACAAAUUACAAAAUAUCAGAACCUGCUAAAACCCAAAAUGUUUUCAAACCUGAAACUACUACUACGCCUAGAACAACGGUUACAACAUCAUCUAAGCCUUCAACGUACCCGAGUCAAUUACUAGAGACACACAAUCCAUACUCUAUUAACCAAGCAUUCCAUUUUAGUACGCCCUUAGAUUACCAAAAUUUCUUCGACGAAUACAAGGAAGCAUAUGGGAAUUCAGGACCAAAACUAACAAUCUCCCCGCCUUCAAUUUCAAUAAGCUCUACAUUGCCACCAGCAAAGCAAGAAGUAGAACCAGAACAGCCUAAAGUAGAACAUAAACCUCAGCAGGUAUCACCAAAUUAUCAGCAAAAUUAUAUCCCGGAAAUCCAUCAUGAAUCUGAAAUCCCAAAUUCUAGAUAUUCAGUAUUUAAUACUAAUGAUUACUUCACUAAAACUGCACAAAACUCCCAAAACGACAAUACCAACUCUGGAAAUCCAGCUAACUCUGACGGUGGGAUCAAAACUAUAACAAACACUUACCAAUCACCACAAUAUACUGAUACACAAACACAAUCCAACACAUCUGAAAACCAUACGGCAGAAAACGUUCCUCCCGAAACUUCAGCAGAUGAUAAUCAAGUAAUAAAAUCAUCCUCUGAAUAUGACCAAUACGACGCUGCAUAUAAUUCACAAGAAAUACUAUCGUCUACAAGUAGCACCACUACAUCAACUAGGAGGCCACCUAUUAGAACACGAGGCCGUCCACGAUAUCCAACAGCAAAACCAGACUCUGGGGAAUAUUCUACACGUGCCACAAUCACGAGAAGGCCCUUAAGAGAAAGGAAGCCGUUACCUUCAAGAUCUAGAUUUGAACCGAACCAAAUUACCACUGAAUCAUCAACAAGAAAAAUUGUUGAUUCCAGCGAACGUACUACCACUCCCACAAGAACGAGGACUAGAGGACGUGUACAUUACAAAGUGCCCGACUAUGAUGAAAAUUACACAAAAAGAAAUAAGCCAAGCAAAAAAGAAAAUGACUUGGCCUAUCAACGAGAUGUACUUCAUCAAAAUUAUCCUGUUACAUUAAUGGAACGGACUAGUACCGUAGAUAUUGAAGCAAUCACUGAACCGAAUGUGCUUUCAUCCAAUGACCAAAAGGCUGCUAAGGCUGAAGAUACAGAAGAUGCGUAUAGUAAUGAUAAAGUCUCCAUAACUGCACCUGUCAACUCAGAAUUAGAUGACCUACCUCAACAGUACACUAACGCAAUACAUUCUGUAACUGAAGCCCCAUACGCACCCAAAGUACCUAAUCAAGAAGAAGAUUAUGUCUAUCAACAAAAAAGCAGUGUCGCACCACAGGAUACCGCACAAUCUUAUGACGAAGUAAAAGAAGAGCGAUAUGUUUUGAAGGCGUCACCUCAACACAACCUGGACAAUCAAGAUAACGUAUUUUUCGCUACACAAGCAUCCAGCCCUGAGGCUGGGACAAAUAUUCCUGUCUACUCCAAUAAUGAUGAGUAUCAGUCUAAAGGAGAAGAAGAGAUAACAAGUACACCAGAGCUAGGUACUGAAGUUGGGAACCAGGAAUUAAGUCAAGGGCAAGAAGAAAAUAUUGUCGAAACAACACCAUCAUAUAACAGGGUGAGAGUACGUCCAGGAGUUAUAAGGCAGUACCACCAGACUUCGUCAGGCGAAUCGUUACGGACUGACCGAAGAAAACCUGUUCAACCCAUAACAUACCGACCUGCCUUUGAUAAGCGGCGAACAACAAUGAGAAUCGAAGAAAUUCAAGCCGAUUUAAAAACCAAGCAAGUCCAUGUUCGACCAGGGUUCCAAGAUUACAAACAGCCUGUUUACAAACCAGAACCAUCCACAGAAUCAUCUGCGCCGACUUCUACGACAGAAAUAACAACAAAACGCGGUCAAUUUAGACGUCGGCGGCCUAGUUAUGCAACCACAGAACCAACAAUAACAAGAAGACCCUAUGAAGCUAAAAAUCGUUUCCGAGGACGACGACCGACUGAGAAACCUACCGAUAAACCUGAAGUGCAAACUGACAUAUCAUCGACAACUGUCAAAAAUAAUUUGCACAGUAGAUAUAGCCACAGACCACGACUUUCCGAGAGAUAUAAUAAAAAACCAGAAACAGAAGAUCAAGUAUCUGAAGAUCAAGAUUCUAAUUACUCAAUCAACAGGCCUAAAUAUGCUGCACCGGAAACUGAUCGCUGGUCUCCUAAAAUUUCAACAGAUUCUUUUAAGCCUUACAAUCCCAACGAUAUUGCAGAUGAGGCCAAAGUUUCUUCAGCAAGCGAUAGCAAAUCUAAAGAUGAACUCGAUAUAAUAACAGCAAAAAAUGAAUAUGAAGAUAUACUUAUUUCUGUAACACCGGCAUAUAACAAUCGCGUUAAUAAAAAACUGCCCGACAUACCACCUACACUUGAAGCUUUGGUAGAACAAAGCAAAGUAACAAAAAGCGACUCUACCGAUACCAUGUCAACUUUCGAAAGUAUGUUAGAAGAAGUUAUGAAAAGUUUAGAAGAACAAGACGAAAACGAAUAUACGAGCAACGUAAUGAAACAUAAGGGCGGUGAAAUAGGCGAGAUUCCUCCAGAAAGAAUUAUUUCGUCAGGAGAAAAUUAUUCUCUAAAGUCGACGACCCCAAUUCAAGAAGAAGCGACAACCCCAGUACCAGACAAUGCAACGUCUACCACUGCCACUGAGGAGGUACCCAUACAGAAAAAUCGUCGCCGUGGAUUUUGGAAAAAAGUCAAGGUUCGUCCCGUCACUGAAGUAAUCGAUGCAGCAGAAUCUCAAUACUAUCCUCACGUAGUCAAUCGUGUUGGUCAAUACGUUUCUAAGAACUCCUUGGAAAAGUCGGGUAAAGGUAACCCCAAGUUCGCGGUAACAACUUACAAGCCCAACUACCAGUUCCUUAAAGAUUUCUUUGAGACACACGAAGAUGCACUCGAUGCAAUCACAAAUAUAGACAUUCCUAAAAUAACUACUGCUAGCAAUAUCGAGAGCAAUACGGAAAUUCAAAAAGAAAUCGUUUCAACCACGAGGACUGAAUUAGCUACUACUACAGACAAAAUUAAUCCAGGAGAGUUGGACUUAGGUACAGGCUCACCGGACCCUACGUACGAUGACACCGCUUACUAUAGCGAGCCAACAGAACCUACCACUAGGGAUGUAUCAGUUGUUGAUAGAUCUGAUGGCUUUAGUUUAAUGGAUUAUUUGUUUGGAGUAACAGCACCCGAGGAGCCAGAUAUUAAAAAUGUUACGACAUCUGAAAAAGAAAUCAGAACAACGACAGAGCUUCCGAAAGAUACUGUUCAAGUCGACACAGAGGCACCCAAAAUCAAAAUAACGACUGAAAGUUCAUACGUCCCAGAAGAAAUGACCGCGGAAACUGUUAACGAUAACAACGAAAGCGUUACAGAAACAUUAGUAGAGCUUCAGAACAAUGAUAAGAGAAAUAGAGUUUCAGAUGAAUCCGUUGUGCAAGUAGAAAGUUCAUCAAUAUCCAGUUUCAUGGAGCCAGCCAACGUCGUCAGCACGUCUAUGUCUACCGAAGUGUCGCACGAAACUGAAAUUUGUUUUAGAGGCAAAUGCAUUAAAACCAAUAAGAAUUUGUUAUAAAAUUAACUAAAAUGGUGCUUCAAAGUGUUCAAAAUCAUUAGUGGUUAAAGUAAAUGACUGUUUGAAAGGACAAUUUUUCCAGUGAAGUGAGGGUUGUAUGGUAGAGCUGAUAGCAUAUUACAGUACUAUCCGCAAGAGAUAGAAAAAGCAGCGCAUGCUAAUGCUAUGCUAAUCAUCAUUUUUAGUGCAAGCGAUGACGUCAUUUAUUUAUACUUUAUUUUCCUUAGCUGACUUAAAUGGUGUACAAAUCGCAAAUACCUCAGAAAAACGGCGUAAGCGACGCAAUUUUCUCGGCGCUUAGACCUUCUGAAAUUAGUUUUUCAGUUGUAUCAUGAUUUUAUUGUCAGUUAGUGGUAACAUGAUCCUAUAGCUAAGUACCUGUUUACCUUUUAAGUCAGUUAAGGAAAAAUAUAUUAUACCGAGGCACUUUCAGUCAGUAUGUUGCUUGCAGCAAGUGUCGUAAUGUGCGAUCAGUAGGUAUAACUUUUUUUUUAUAUUUAUUUUUUCCGUCUUAGAAAUAUAAAAUCGUGUAAAUAUUAGGUACUUUCGAAGUUUUUCACUUAAUUUACAAUUAACAUACAUACAAAGGUAUUUAAAUUGUUUUGUACGAGACUCAAAAGUUAUAUUAUACAUUUUGUAAGUAUUUUGCAAUAUGUAAAACUUAUUCUGUACUUACUAAACAAUUUAGUUUUAUGUAUAGUGUAUGAUUACUUUUGCCUAAUUUUAUACCUUUAAGUUAAUUAUGUGGUCCAUGCUUGUUUACAUAGUAUGUACGGUGCCUUAGAGUUAAGGCACACUGUGAUCUUAUUUUCUGUGUGCCUUGACCCUAAUUUUUUUUUAAUUUCUUUAGUGGUUCUUCUUCUCUAUUGAAGUUACAUGUACCUAUGCAAUGCAAUUGAAAAGAACUAGUGCCUUUUAAGUUUUAGAGUAGGAUUUUUUAUACUUUUGUAAAAUUAUAUCGACUGAAAAAUAUAUUUAAUCAAUAUGAAAAUAAGGAAAUUCUCCUGUAUUCAUUAUUAAAUACUUAUUUAUUAUUAUUAUUAUACUAAUCUUCUUUAUAUUUAAGGGCAUUUCUCUAAAUUUAAAUAUUGAAGAUAAUAUUAUACUGUAUAUGUAGACUGUACCCAGUUGUUAGCAAUACUAACAGAAUAUUAUUAUAGUUAGUAGAAAAUUAAAAUAUUUACUUAAAUGACAAAACUUAUUUCAUCAGAGAGGUGAGGAGAUGUAUUGUGGAUAUUAUAAUAGAGAUUAAGCCCUCCACACCAACCCUUAUGAUCAGGUUCUACAAAUCAAUGUUCUACAAAAGAGUACCUUAAAAAGAGAAUAUUGUAUGUCAAAGAAAAAUAAAUUAAGUGACUCCAUAAAUAACAACAGAAUAAUAAUUUUCAAUUUUUAUAUUUUACUAUUAUACACAUAAUAUUUACUCAAUGAUCUAUAAGAAUCUAUUUGACUAAUGGUUCACUAUGCUUAGUAUGAGAUUUUACAUCUCACCAAUGUUGAUAGAAUUCAAGCAUCACAAUGAUUUACUAUUAAACUAAAAUGGACCUAAACAGCUUUGUUCUAAAGCUUAAGUUCGUUAAUACAUUUGCGCUAACGCUCCAAGCGGUAACUUUGCAAAAUUAAAAUCAGUGGUACUGAAUUUUGGUCUUUAAUUCAAGGAAGUUUGGGUCCAUUUUACUCUGACUUUAUUGUGGUUCCACUCUCAAAUUCUAUUAAUGUUGGAGACACGUAAGUUCUCAUGCUAAGAACACAGAACUCUUUUACUACCAAAAACCAGUAAUAAAAUAAAAGUAAAGUAAGGACGACUGGGUAUGCAGAUGGAUCAAAAGGUUGUAUUAUUACCUAAAUAGCUUCAUGCCACCCACCCAAAGUGUUAAACAUAUUAUAUAAUAAAUAUAAUAGAGUAUAAUGUGAAGUGGAUAUGUGUACCAUGUCUGACGUGUAACUUAUAAUAAAGUGUCAAAUUAAUAACA